UAUUGUUUUAAAAAUUGCCUAAUCUUAUCGGCCUGAUUAAACAAAACACACUACUUAUAAUGAAAAAGUAAUAGCUAAAAUUCAAUCGUGAACUGCUAAGUGAGUAAAGUGGUCGUAAACACAAUGUCUGUGUUAAAUAACGGAGUAAAUUCUGUGAAUAAAACUUUUGAAAAUAAAAGUGCUUUGGUCACUGGAGCAUCUGGUGCAAUCGGUGGAGCAAUUUGUGAGGAACUUCUUAAAAAUGGAAUUAAGUAUCUCGCUGUUCUUGAUAUGAAUUCUCAAGAACCUAAGAUUUUAAGUGAUUGGAAGAAGACCUAUCCCAGUGUCUCCAUAAAGUACUUCCAAGUGGAUGUGACUUCCCAUGAAGAAUUGGAAAAGUGUUUCAGUGAAUUUACGAAGACUAUUCCCAGUCUGGAUAUCGUUGUAAAUUGUGCUGGAAUCUUUGAUGAAAGCUUGUAUAGGAAAGUUCUAGAAGUCAAUCUUAUUGGAGUUAUUGCAUGUACUUCACUUGCAACUGAGCACAUGAAAAUAAAUAAGGGAAAUGAAGGGUCUAGAAUUAUUCUAAAUGUUUCUUCAGCUGCGGGAUUAAUUCCCUUCAGUACAUUUCCCACCUAUAGUGCUUCUAAACACGGUGUUGUUGCAUACACUCGGGCGGUAGCCCAUGGACUUAGAGAUUUGGGCAUUAAAUUCUUGAAUCUAUGUCCAGGAGCAACAGAAUCUAAAUUAUUGGUUAAGAAUUACAUAAAAGAUUAUACUGCAAUUGCAAGUCAAGAAGAAUUGGACGCCAAAAAGCAGGCAAUGAUGGCUUUAAUACAAAGUCCGUCAGUCGUGAGUAGGGCAGCUGUAAAAAUAAUGCAGGAAGGUGAAAAUGGAAGUACCUGGGUAGUAAAAUGUGGAGAACUAACAGAAUCUGUUUUACCUGAAGUAAGAUUCUAA
Phlebotomus papatasi is the source of this 936-nucleotide messenger RNA. Its product is annotated as 15-hydroxyprostaglandin dehydrogenase [NAD(+)]-like. Lineage: Eukaryota; Metazoa; Arthropoda; Insecta; Diptera; Psychodidae. Gene Ontology annotation, cellular component: cytoplasm. The transcript is spliced from 3 exons. Gene Ontology annotation, molecular function: oxidoreductase activity, acting on the CH-OH group of donors, NAD or NADP as acceptor. Bases 124 to 936 code for a protein of 270 amino acids. The record is from RefSeq and is a predicted model, not a curated record.